Molecule: messenger RNA, 765 nt
Organism: Racocetra persica
Lineage: Eukaryota; Fungi; Glomeromycota; Glomeromycetes; Diversisporales; Gigasporaceae
Source: the annotation of a GenBank genome assembly
ACAGCCAUCCCCGCCGGAAUUCCAUCUUUCGGGUCACCACCAACUGGCGAUGAUGCUUUUACAAAUUCCCCAAAAUCGGAUCCUCCAUUUCCACUCUUUUCGCCUUCUCCAGAAUCUAAUUCAAAUUUAAAAUCAUCAAUUCCGUCAAUUCCAUCGGAAACUUCCAAACCAAUGAGCCCAAAAACGAUAAAGUCACCUGAUGUUGGAACUACCUCGAGUAUAAAAAAAACUCCUUGGCAGAUAAAAGAAAAGGCUUGCAUUGAAGUUAGUGGUCCAUCAAACAAAACGGUAGUAGAACCUGAAACUAUACAACGAAUUUCUUGGAAUCAAUCUCCAUGUCAAAUGGAAGCUCGAAUAGUUGGAAACUUUGCUAUUUUAUUAUUCAAUAGUUUGAAACUUGUACCUGACGCAAAGAAACGUGAUUAUUCUCAAAAUGGAAAAAUAAUGUACGAUUGGGGUCCUAUGCCGAUCGCGUCGGAUUUAACAAAUAUUACUAAUAACUACGAUUGGUAUGAAAAGAAAGUACCUUACUUAAAUCAUCCAAGGAUUUCGAAUUCAUCAGAUUUCUAUAUUCGAGUAGAAACAAUGUCUAGAUCAGGUAUCUUUGGAUCUAGUGUCCCUUUGGGUGGACUUUAUGGUCCAUUUUCAAUCGAAUUAAAAGAUCCUCCAGAAGGUCAAAAUAUCACACACGAACAAAUUGGGUCUCAUAAUUCUUUAGGAUCUGAAUUAUGGAUUCCGACAUUCACUAAAAUUUGUUUUUGGGGG